AUGUCUUCAGUGAACGGGAACGACCAUGGACACCAGCUUACACCUCCAAAAUGGCAUCUACCCAGUCAAUUCACCUCUUUCCAUGCCUGGGGUACCCCCCAAAUUGCCUUUGUGGACAAGACAGAUGUCAUCGCGCUUUUGCCUGAACGAUUUCGAUAUCUGCUCCUCCUUCCUCCCCGCUAUGGCAAAACCAUGCUCGUGUCCAUGCUCACUUUGUACUACGGUCUUCACGGCUUCUCCGACUUUCCGGAGCACUUCAGAGCGCUCAAUAUCGCCAAGAAGGUCCCAACCCCACAUAACCGGCAUAUCUACCUGUCUUUCGACUUCGGCCCUCUUCGUGGACAAAAGACCUUGGACUCGAUUUCAUGCGCGCUGGAUGAUGUAAUAGAUGUCGCGUUCUCUGAACUUGGAGUUUGCUAUCGCUACCAGCUUGGCAUAAUACACUGGGCCGAAAAACGUCCCAAUGAAGUUGUGUGGUUACUGGAUCUUAUAGAGCAAAAGGGCUACUCGCUAUUUGUCAGCGUCGAUAAUUAUGAUGCUCUCUUUCAUCCUGUUGGUGAACCCAUUUCUCAAAGCUUCUACCGCGAUGCCAUUGCGCUGUUGGAGGCGCGGUUUUGGACCCCACUCCGUGCGGAUGUUGUUCACAAGCUGAUUGUAACGGGUGUCUUUUUACUUCCUGGGCUCGAUCUGCCGCCCAGAAUACCCGCCGAGUUCAUCAAUGGUUGCGGAUUCACUGAGCUGGAGGCAACUAACCUAGCCUCCCUAUUUCUUGGCCAAUCAAUGGAUGUAGAUCGGCUUCGUUCGACCUGCAAUUACUCUGCUCCUGGCAGCACAUAUUCCACAUUCCAUCCUCAACUUGUGCUAGAUUGGAUAGCCGUCCAAGAUUCUCCAAAUGACGAGGAACUCUACGAGUCUUAUGCGACACUGGCCGAUAUGCUCAAGUGCCUACCUACUUCUUCCUCGAAUCCGAAUGUCGCCUCGCAGGACGGUCUGAUCGCGUUGCUCACUGUCGGUCGAGUGAAAAUCACGGAACUCGACGCUUUUGCUGAAGACGACCCCACCAAAAUUACGUGGGCUGCCAUUCUGCAAGCUGGCGGCUUGAUUCCUGAUGCUGAAGCGGACCACUAUAAGAUUUUCAACAAACAUGUCCUCUCCUUGAUCCAUGCUCAGGUUGAUCGCCUUGUGCUCAAACGCUACGAUUCAAAUUUCGCAUUUAUGAUCACGUGGGGCGAUUACUGUAUCUGGAAUCGCACUGCACCGUUCACAGGUCUGCUCGCCAAGAUUCUUCACGACAUGCUGCGCUUCACGUUCUUUGGUCUCCAGCCAGAACCCACAUUGCUCGGUGUCUUCGAGCUUAUAUUCCGUUACAAAGAAGCUCUGGAGCGUUGGCCGUUGUUGCCAUUUAUACUACGCCCUCGACAAGCUGACCCCAUGCCCAUCACCGUCAUUCUUCCCACACGUAGCUGGCUCCCAGAAUUUAUGGAUCUAGAGCUUGUCAACUUAUCUCUGGAAGGGAUGUGGUAUGGCCUGCAUGCCAACGACUUGGACCAACGCCGACCGACACCAGGGGAACUCGAGGCGUUGUUUGAUCAUUUUUGUGGACUGGACAUUCCGGAGCUCGUUCAGCAACCGUAUCGAGCCUCGCUGAAUGACUCGACCGUUGUAACAGUCGAGAGCUUUACCAACUGCGUGGUGACGGCCCCCCGGUUUGUUUCCGUUGGCGGCGCCCAUGUUGUCGGUUCACAUUGGUUGCCUGACGGUGUUGUCGAGAACUGA
This is a messenger RNA of Mycena indigotica, 1776 nucleotides long. Its product is annotated as AAA-ATPase-like domain-containing protein. The transcript is spliced from 4 exons. The coding region runs from base 1 to 1776 and encodes 591 amino acids. Lineage: Eukaryota; Fungi; Basidiomycota; Agaricomycetes; Agaricales; Mycenaceae. The record is from RefSeq and is a predicted model, not a curated record.